Molecule: messenger RNA, 1164 nt
Organism: Prunus armeniaca (apricot)
Lineage: Eukaryota; Viridiplantae; Streptophyta; Magnoliopsida; Rosales; Rosaceae
Source: the annotation of a GenBank genome assembly
AUGAAGAAAUGGGAGCUCUCCAGAAGAAUGACACAUAGGAACUCGUGCCAUUACCUCAUGGAAAGAAGACAGUGGGAUGCAGCUAGAUUGGUGGCGAAGGGGUACACACAAAGAUAUGGGAUAGACUACCAAGAGACCUUUGCCCUAGUAGCCAAGAUUAAAACUAUCGGAGUCUUUCUGUCUCUAUCAGCAAAUCUCGAUUGGCCAUUACAUCAGUUUGAUGUAAAAAAUGCAUUCUUACAUGGAGACUUGGAAGAAGAAGUAUAUAUGGACUUACCACCAAGAUGUAACUUAGCUCGUGACAAGGAAAGUCAAGUUUGCAAGCUCAAAAAGUCAUUAUAUGGGUUAAAGCAAUCCCCCAGAGCAUGGUUUGACAGAUUCACUAAAUCCACGAAGAAUUUUGGAUAUAUACAAAGUAAUGUAGAUCACACUUUAUUCUUGAAGCGUGAUGGAAGAAGACUUACUGCAUUGAUUGUUUAUGUGGAUGACAUAGUCGUAACUGGAAACGACACAGGAGAGCAACUGAAACUGCAGAAGUAUUUGUCUCAGGAAUUUGAGAUGAAGGAUUUAGGUGAUCUGAAGUACAUUCUAGGAAUGGAUGUAGCCAGGUCCACAACUGGUAUAUUUCUGUCUCAAAGGAAGUAUGUAUUAGAUCUGCUCACUGAAACAGGAAUGCUUGGAUGCAAACCUGUUGAUACACCCAUCGAGAUAAAUCACAAGUUAUGUGAAGGCAUGGAUCAAGAACCAACCAAUAAGGAACAGUACCAACGCCUUGUUGGAAGGUUGAUAUAUUUAGCCAACACAAGACCAAAUAUUGCAUAUGUUGUGAGUGUGGUUAGUCAGUUUAUGCAUUCACCCAGUGUGUCCCAUCGGAUCUUAAGAUACUUAAAGUCAGCACCUGGGAAAGGAUUAAUGUUCUCAAAAAAUAGAGAUCUCGAAGUUGUUGGAUAUACAAAUGCUGAUUGGGCUAGCUCCAUUACUAAUAGACGCUCUACUUCAUGUUACUUUACCUUUGUAAGAGGUAAUCUAGUCACUUGGCGGAGUAAAAAAGAAAAUGUAGUUUCUCGGUCUAGUGCAGAAGCAGAGUAUCAAGGAAUGGCUCACGGAGUUUGUGAACUACUGUGGAUCAAAAGACUAUUGACAGAAUUGAGUUUCAAGCCAUGA